Salvia splendens (bonfire salvia) is the source of this 1236-nucleotide messenger RNA. RefSeq lists its product as uncharacterized. The transcript has 3 exons. Bases 1 to 1236 code for a protein of 411 amino acids. The record is from RefSeq and is a predicted model, not a curated record. NCBI's taxonomy places the organism in Eukaryota, Viridiplantae, Streptophyta, Magnoliopsida, Lamiales, Lamiaceae. Gene Ontology annotation, molecular function: catalytic activity.
AUGUCUUCUCACUUCAUGAUCUGGAAUGCCCAGGGGAUAGCGAACGCUACUACCCAAGGCAAUUUCAAGAAUAUGAUCGAUAUGUACAGUGUUUUGUUUGCCGCGGUGCUUGAGCCCCAGACGGAUCCCCAGCCUUCUUUCUUUAGUAGGCGCUUUGGGUUGCAGUUUAGGUGUUCGAACACAAGCGGCAAGAUUUGGAUCUUCUCUCACAGGGACUGGCAGGUCGAGGUAAUUGACGACUCUGAGCAGGUCCUUCACAUCAGAGUUACUGCUGCGAUUUUCCCUUGCUCAAUCUAUCUCUCCGUAGUGUACGCUAAGUGCUCGAGGGAGGGGAGAUACGAUCUGUGGAAUAAGCUCAGGGACAUCUCUUUAGCUACUGACGGGGCUCCCUGGCUUGUUGGAGGUGACUUCAACAUCUUCUUGCUUGAGGAGGAGAGACGGGGCAGCGUCAUAGAUAGGCACGGAGAGAUGAUGGACUUUGCCGACGCCGUUGCAGACUGCCAGCUCCUGGACCCGGGUUUCGAUGGUCCACCGUUCACUUGGACGAGGAGUGGGCUUUGGGAGAGAUUGGACAGGGUCCUCCUUGGGGAACACUGGACGACCGUCUUUGCGGCUACUAGGGUGACUCAUUUGCCUAGGAUCUCUUCAGAUCAUGCCCCUUUGCUUGUGCGGGAUGAGGUUGCCAGAGUGUGGACGACGGAGACGGGCUUCUUCGGCAUGCUUAAUCUUCAGUUCAAACUCAGCAGAGUUAAGGGAUUUCUCAAGAGAUGGAACAGGGAGGUCUUUGGGAAUAUCUUCGACAAGCUGAGGGAGGCAGAUGAGGCGGUUGCCGCUGCGCAGGCGGCUUACGACGGGGACCCCUCGGGAGCCCAUAGGAGUGAGCUUAGCCGGUGCACCGCUCUCUACGUACUCUGCACUAGGAUGGAAGAGGAUUUUUGGAAGCAGAAGGCUGCCAUUCGGUGGGCUGCAGAAGGCGAAUGGAAUUCCAAAUUCUUCCAUGGGUGGGUGCGUCAGAAGCGGGUGAAGUCUAGGAUCCACGCCAUCCAGACAGGCGAUCAGAUGCUUACUUCGGAGGACGACAUCAGACAGUCGGCUGUUGGAUACUUCCAGGGGCUACUCACGUCAGAUGUUGAGCACUUGGAGCAGCCGGACCUAGAUCUCUUGCGCGGUCUCCCAGAGUCUAUGGACCGCGAGGGCCUCUGUGCAGUCCCCGACUCCGAUGAGGUCGCUCAUUAA